CAAACAGUGAAGCGCAGCACCGACCACGGGACUGCACAAGAUGUCUGCUGAGCUCAUCUCUGCCAGUGGGAACAAUGCAAGUCUUCAAGGCACCACAGUGGGAGGCAGCAAACCUUUACACCGCUUCAUGAAGGGGCAACCCAAGAGUGUUGGCAUCAUUGUGCUGGUCUUGGGCUCAGCUUUCUUCACCGUUUGCAUUGCGAUCCUGCCACACUCUGUUCAACACAUAUCGACAGUUAUCCAGCCUGCCUUCAUUGAGGGAGCACUGUUAAUUCUGUGUGGGAUUCUCUAUAUUGUGACGGAGCACAACCCGACCAAGAAAACAGUAACCAUAUCGUUGGCUCUGAGUAUCGUGACACUGCUGGGGACGUGUUGGUCUAUCCUUAGGAUCAUACCUGACAUAGCGUUCUACCACCACAGCUACUACUACAACAUACACUACGAGUUUCUUGAAGACAAUAUCACAGAGAGUGAAGUAGCAUGGCAAUCACAUCAUGAGGCCAUGGGAAUGUCUAUAGCGGCCAUCUACCUGUUCUACAGUAUUGUGAGCGCAAUUAUUUUGAUUGUAAUGUCGACUCUGGCCGGGUCUGCCCUGCGUUCCACAAAGAGCCAGGCCAUUGUAGUGAUGACCACUACGGCGACUGAAGAACCGGUUGAAUAAGCACAGGAGGAAGUGCGAUAAGCUGAGCAGAGAGAAGAAGUAUGAAGCAUACAAAGACGUAUUUCUCUUCGUGGGCACAACAAAUAUAUGAGUCCUAAAUGUUACCUAUUUUUCACUGGCAAUUUCAGAUAAUAUGUACCGUUUCAAAGUUUGGAAUCACCUUAAUCACCUUUAAUAAUAGCUAUUUUAACAGAUAAGAACAGAAUAAGUACAUACCGGCCCCAAAAGAAGAAUAAGUCAGUGGUUAAAACUUUCACAUAGUUGAUGUCUCAAUGGUUUUGCAUGAUGGAACAGAACAGAGUUGGAGGUCUUUUUUCCUGAUUUUUUUUCCUUAAAUAGACUUCUGCUGUCUUCAAGCAGUGACUGCUGAUCUCUUCUGUUCUUAUCUAAUUGAACUGCUCAGGGGUAUCUUUCUGCCCUCUCAGCCUGCAGUGUGGUUAAGCUCUUGUUCAGCAUUUUGCUCAACAUUAUUAUUUUUUUUGCAAACCCUGCAUACAAAGAUCUAUUUGUACAGAGGACUUUCUACAACCUAAAAACAUUUAAAAAAUCUGCCAUCUGACUGCACCAAAUCUUUUGUGGCUGGUGAUUCCAAACUUUUGAACAGUUGUGUAUGAGUAUUUUUAAAACUUUUUAACCUUUUUUUAAAAAAAAAACAAAAAACAUUUACGGCCAGACAGGACGAUGGCAUUGAACUUUUCCCACAGUGUAGGCAUUUAACUGCUACUCUCUCUGUAGGCUGAGGUUGGCUGACCUGUCUCCACAUUAUGUUUGCACGACUACGCUACAGGACAAAGGUCAAUUUCUCAAAAACAAUCAAGUCAGUCAAGGCCAGGCUUAAAGUGGGAGCUUGCUGGUGCUCUUUUUACAAUAAAUAGGUACCACUUUUUGAUAAAGCACCCCAUAGAACGGGUUCACAAUAUAUUCUGAUUAUGAAUCUUCCAUUAAUAAGAAAAAACUUUUGGAUUGAGAGGCUGGUAUCCUAUACCAGGAUGAUAUUAUUUGCUUUGUCUUCGGUCUGCGGUCGGCUACGAAUACGCAAUAACGAACCAUAGCUGUGCCAGACUACAGCUAAACUAGCCGACCGCCGACUCCAAAUGCCACCAAAGUUGUCUGGGUGAGUAAAUGGUCGUAUUUAAUGCUACAAGUAAGGUCCAGGUUGUAAAAAAUGAAAGUUAUCCUUUAAUGUUCGCAUAUACCUCCUUUUAUUCACCAUUGCCUUCUUAACACAGAGGAGUUACAAAUUCAUCAUACAUACUCAUUUUUAGCACCACAGACGUGACGGGUUAUUGGAAAGUGAGUAUUUAUUAAUGGUUUUCCUCUACUGCAUUGUUACCAAGUGCAAACACAGCCAUGUUGAUUCCGAACCAUUUUAUGAGGAGAGAAUGUUUUUUUAUUAGAGAGUGGAAACAUCUGAAGAUGAAAAUGCAAUGUGAACAAGUCCAACCAUAAACAUGUCGCCUCCGGUACACUGUUCUCUAUGUUUUUACUAUUUGAAGUGGUGAGCACAGUAUGAUGUGAUCCAUUUCCACCUUUCUGUACCGCACUGAAGAGGUUUGGCACAGACAGAGCAGAGCAGGCACAGAAUCUCAUGGCUGCCCUUGAUACUGUUUUUUUUAACUGCCAUGUCAGCUCAUGUUUCAGCAGCAGCACCAUCAAGUACAAACACUAUGACACCCAAUGUGCUGUCCUCGCUUACGGAGGACAGCAUGUGAGACAUACGCUAUCACUAAUAAGUUUUUCCGUUAACAGAGAGAACAGGGAGUGUGGUGUUUUUAAAAUCAUGACAUACAUGCACCCUUUCUGUGCAACUGUCAGCAUGAGCUGCCAAAAAGCAUUUUAGGACAAUAACAGGAAAACUACAACCUAGAACAUGUCUGUCUUAAAAGUGUGUACAAAAGGGUCAGGAGUAAGAGCAGUUCUAGGUACUGAAUUUUCUUAAUGGUUAAGUAUUUCACAUUUUCACUUUGAGUACAGAAUAACACAAAUCACACGACAAUCAAACCCAUACAACGUGGCUUCUUUUGUAACAGCAAACAUCAUAUUCAAAUUUGUAUUAUUUAAAACAGUUGUCGUGACAAUCUGAAAACUUGUUCCUCUGUCACUGUCACAAAAUAAGCGUCUGUUAUUCAUCUCUAAUCUGAAUCUCCUCUACAUUACACAGCCUGUAGUAUCUCAUCAACAAAAGGAAACAAUGACAUGCAUAAAUAAAGGAAUGGAAAUUCUGUUAAAUAAUGUCUUUAUAAUUUGAUUAUCACAACUGUCAUUAAUUACACUUCAUGAAAACAAAGAGUUUGAUGUCCUGCACAGUUUAAACAGGGAAUAUGAGUCACAUUAAUGACACAUGUGACAGACGACCCUUUUACAAAACCUUUUGUUGUUUAGAGCUGCAGCUUUUAGACUGUCUGCUAAAGAAAACCUCAUGAUUACAAUGUAGUACCUGCUGAAAACACAGUCUGUAGAGCAACUAGUGGAAUGGAGUCAGAACCUCGAUCUGGCAAAAAAUUAGCUACCAAUAGUGAGAAAACACACGGUGGCAACAGUGCUAUUGGUAUCACCUUUUACGUUUACAUAUGGCCUAUUCACACAUGCAGCAGACGCAGAGCCACCUAAAACCUGCAAUAACUGAUUUUUUUACAUUGACAUGGUGAGCUUGUAGACAGACAGUUGCUGGCUUAAACAUCCAGCAGACACAGAAACAUUAUCGUGAGUGAAGCAAACCAGUAGCGCCGCCGACUGGAAAACUAAAACGAUGAGCUACAGAUCUCAGAGAAGUGUCAGGUGAUGAUGAUAAUCACCUGUGGUUUCAUCACUAUGUGUUCCAUUGUUAACCGAAAAUAUGGGAU
Messenger RNA from Chelmon rostratus (copperband butterflyfish), 3504 nucleotides. RefSeq lists its product as uncharacterized. The record is from RefSeq and is a predicted model, not a curated record. Lineage: Eukaryota; Metazoa; Chordata; Actinopteri; Chaetodontiformes; Chaetodontidae. Gene Ontology annotation, cellular component: membrane. The transcript has 7 exons. Bases 41 to 661 code for a protein of 206 amino acids.